CUCUUCCCCCUCCCUCCCCAUCGCCGCAACUUUUCUCUCGCAUGAGCUCCUCCGCACGGAUUUUGCCAUUCGGAUGUCGCCUUGUUUGGAACGGCGCACGGAGUCACUUUGAACCCCCCGGUGGCGCAGCGGCGGCGGCGGCGGCAGCUGCCUCGGUCUCUCCUCCUCUUCCUCUUCCUCCUCCUCCUCCUCCUCCUCCUCCUCCUCCAGUGCUAUGACAGGCAAACUCGUGGAGAAGCUGCCAGGGACCAUGAACGGUUUGAUGAGCCAGUUGCCUGAGAAUCUGUACCCGGAGGAGAUCCCCAACUCUCUCAACAUUUUCUCCGGCAACGGCGAGGCAACGGUGGCUCACUAUAAUAACCAGAUGGCGACAGAUAAUGUUAUGGAUAUUGGUUUAGCCAACGACAAGGUCGGCCAGGACUUGUCCUCCUACUCGGGCUCCUUCCAGCCCGCUCCUGGGGGCAACAAGACGGUGACCUACCUGGGCAAGUUCGCCUUCGACUCGCCGUCUAACUGGUGCCAAGACAACAUCAUCAGCCUGAUGAGCAGCGGCAUCCUGGGGGUGCCACCGCCCUCCUCCAGCGCCCAGGCCUCGACGGGCAGCAUGGUGCAAGUGCAAAGCCAAGCCGAAGUGGACGGCAUGUACCCUGCGCUCCCCCCUUACUCCACCUGCGGAGACCUUUACCCGGGAGAUCCGGUGUCUUUCCACGACCCGCAGGGCAACGCAGCCGGCUUGGCUUACCCCACGCAGGACUACCAAGGAGCUAAGCAGGCCAGCGGCCUGGAUGGCAACCUCUUCCCCAUGAUCCCGGACUACAAUCUCUACCACGGGCAUCCCAACGACCUGGGCAGCCUCCCCGAACACAAACCUUUCCAGAACCUGGAUCCCAUCCGCGUCAACCCGCCUCCCAUCACCCCACUGGAGACCAUCAAAGCCUUCAAGGACAAACAGAUCCACCCGGGCUUCGGCAGCCUCCAGCAGCAGCAGCAGCAGCCGCUCACCCUUAAGCCCAUCCGACCGCGCAAAUACCCCAACCGGCCCAGCAAGACCCCUCUCCACGAACGGCCUCACGCCUGCCCGGCCGAAGGCUGCGACCGGCGUUUCUCGCGUUCCGACGAGCUGACUCGACACCUGCGCAUCCACACGGGACACAAACCUUUCCAGUGCCGCAUUUGCAUGCGCAGCUUCAGCCGCAGCGACCACCUCACCACCCACAUCCGCACGCACACCGGCGAGAAGCCCUUCGCCUGCGAGUUCUGCGGGCGCAAGUUCGCGCGCAGCGACGAGCGCAAGAGGCACGCCAAAAUCCACCUCAAGCAGAAGGAGAAGAAAGCCGACAAGGGAUCCGCGGCUUCCACCACCGGGGGCCCUGGCAUCGGCGGGCCCUCCGGCUCGGCUGCGGUCUCUGCCCUGGCUCCCGUGGUCACCACUUGCGCGUGACGCUGCCCCCGCCGCCCCGACGACUCCCAGUGCCUCCCGAGCCAGGCUGCCUUUGGUUGCGACCUCGCGCAAAACCCGCGCAGCAGGAGCGGCUGCUGGCCAAGUCCUGCUCGGGCUCCCGUUUGAAAAGUGGGAUGGGGGGGUGGGGAGGGGCGUCCGCCUCGGCGCGCCCCGCUUCCAGUUCCCCCACCGGCCAGUUGAUGGUGGGAAGGGAGGCUUGGAACUUUCCGCCGGAUCGUCUUGAUCCUAUGCGGGCUCAGAAGGAGUUGUGGGAAGCGGCGGCUGCGCCACUUCUCUCAGAGGAAACUGCCGGAGGGAGGAGAGGUGGGGGAGAGAUGGGCGGAGGUGUCGGAGCUGGGUUUGGAUCUGGCUGACACGUGUAAAUGAGAGGCCCGCGAGUUUGGAUACGGGGCCCACCUGGAUUCUUUCAGCCCCCCUCCCCCUCCUCCUUCCCCCCCCCUCUCAGCGUUCCCUCUUUCUUCUCCCUCUAUAGAGAGGGGCACCAAAGCGCAGUGCCUGCAUGGGGUGUGCGUGGAAGUUUGUGCGUGGGUGUGUGUGCCUCGGCCCCUUGAGCUGAACUGGACUGUUGGCACCCUUAGAAUUAAUCCUGCCCCCCCUUUCCCCCACUUUAUCUUCUCCCCCGGCCCAAUAACUCAAGAGUAGCUUUUGCAUCCAAAAAAAAUCUGGCUGGAUCCUUACAAAAAAUGCACAGGACUAGGAAGUGGGGGGGGGGGCUUGGCUGGCUUCUUUCCUCUUGUCUCUCUCGACCCUUUGGGUUAGCUGCCUGCCGAUCUGCUUGGCCUUCCUAGGCAGCGCCUUGCUGGCCUUUGCCACUGCUAUUUGGGGGGUUCAGCUCCAGUUCUUCUUGGUUUCUAAAGAGUACCCCCCCUUUUUUUUCUGGUUCUCCAAAGCUGCUCUCCUCUGCUUUUCUCCUCUCCCCUCCCCUCCCUUCCCCUACCCCCCCCCACACCUCAGCUUCACAUGUAAGCUCCUGACCCAGGUCAAAGCAAAAGCCCAAACAGCAGCAGCCCCCUUCCCCUGGCUGUCCUGUUUUCUGACCCUCCACUGCCCUCUCCACCUGGGGGAAUGGCUGAAAUGGCCGGCCAUCCUCUUCUUCCUCUUCUUCCUCCUCCUCCUCCUCCUCACAUUGGGGUCCUUUAGUUAGCAGUUGGGCAUUGUGUGACCUAAAACCUUUGGGGGUGGGGCAGUGGUGGGCUUCAAGUAAUUUAACAACCGGUUCUCUGCCCUAAUGAUUUCUUCCAACAACCGGUUUGCCAAACUGCUCAGAAAGUUAACCGGUUCUCCCCAAAGUGGUGCGAACCGGCUGAAUUCCACCACUGGAUAGAUAGAUAGAUCGAACUGGCUGAAUCCCACCACGGGGGUGGGGGGAGAGAAUAGUUGAGCUACUCCAAACUGUAAAUUCUCCAAGGGAGGAGAAGCCCAGAGACAAGAACUGAUGUAAGGCUCUUUUGGAUGAUCAGGCCAAUCCACAUACCCCCCCACUCCCUCCCUCAGGUCACUCACUCACUGAUGGUACCCAUGAAUGUAGUGGCUGGAGAGAGCCCCCUACCCCCAAAAAAAUGGAAUUGGGAGGGGGAGGGCUUCUCUCAACUUCCCUCUACCUUGAAUGUAUUCCUGAUCCCCUUCUCCUUCUUCAUUUUCCUCCUGGGACUUGGAGGUCCAGAGAGGGAAAUGCGAUGAUCCAUUGGGUGGAGUGACUUAUUUUGAGAGUCACUUUAUGCACUCCGGUACCCUUCCGUUCCUUUUUCAAAGAAGUGUGUGCGUGCAUGUGAGUGUGAGAGUGUGUGUGUGUGUAAUGCAUGUGUUCAAUGCAACUAUGAAAGUGUUUAAAUCACCCUUACAAUUUGAUGGGGGAGGGGAAGGGCAUAGAUUAGCUAUUUCCAGAUCCUUCUAGCUCUCCCUGGAAAUGCUCAUUUUAAGAAAAAGAGGGCUACUCUGUAAGAAUUUGGGGUGGCAUUUUUUUAAGGGGGAGGAAAAAAAACCCCAUUGUUUUCAAAAAUGCAGGAAAAAAAAAAAACAACCAGUGUUUUAAUGCGUACUUUUUAUAAUGUUAUUUUUGGGAGGGUUUUGUUCUGUUUGGGGAUCAUUUAAAUUGAAGGGGAGAGAAGUUUUGUCUUUUCCCCCCUCUUCUUCCGGUACGUGCAUGUCAUUGCAUGUCUUUGCUCUCUCUUUUUUUUUUCUCCUUUUCCUUUUGUUUGUUUUAAUAAAAAUGCUCAGAUAUUUAAGCAAAACAAUGAUAAUUAUUAUUAAAAAAAAAAAAACUUGUUGCCAAAAGGUUGUGUUUUAUUCAGGUUUGAUGUCUGCAUGUUUUAAAAAAAAAGAAAACUACAUCAAAAACAUUUCUCAGAGAGAAAAAUGCAGUCUAAUUUAUGUGAAACUGAAAGAAACAAAAAAAAUCAGGUUUAACUACAAAAAUCUUAAGGGAAUGCUAUUUUUUUGGAAGACUUUUGUAUAAAGUUGAGUACUUAAAGGGGAAAAAGACAAACCAGAUGUAAUAUAUUUUGUGGAUGUUUUUAUUUCUUGAAUUUAUAGUACCUUAUACUAAGGUUAAAAUGCUUGAUAUUGUGGGGGGGAGGGAAAGUGAUAAUUUUCACACACACAUUUCAUUUGCUCAGUUGUCAUAUUGUAAUGCAAAUAUGAUGGUUAAUGCAGACAGCAUUUUAAAGGGGGGAAAAAUCAGAAUUAUUGAACAGAUGUAUUGUUGUACCCUUUGCACUGUGAGCAAAUGCUAAUGCAGUAAAUAUAUUGUGUUUGCUGACAAUCAAA
Pantherophis guttatus is the source of this 4228-nucleotide messenger RNA. It is a transcript of the gene EGR3, whose product is annotated as early growth response 3. NCBI's taxonomy places the organism in Eukaryota, Metazoa, Chordata, Lepidosauria, Squamata, Colubridae. Gene Ontology annotation, biological process: regulation of transcription by RNA polymerase II. Gene Ontology annotation, molecular function: DNA-binding transcription factor activity, RNA polymerase II-specific; RNA polymerase II cis-regulatory region sequence-specific DNA binding. The record is from RefSeq and is a predicted model, not a curated record.